Messenger RNA from Cucurbita moschata (crookneck pumpkin), 1524 nucleotides. Its product is annotated as serine carboxypeptidase-like 40. The transcript has 6 exons. The coding region runs from base 1 to 1524 and encodes 507 amino acids. Gene Ontology annotation, cellular component: vacuole. Gene Ontology annotation, molecular function: serine-type carboxypeptidase activity. NCBI's taxonomy places the organism in Eukaryota, Viridiplantae, Streptophyta, Magnoliopsida, Cucurbitales, Cucurbitaceae. Gene Ontology annotation, biological process: proteolysis. The record is from RefSeq and is a predicted model, not a curated record.
AUGGCAGCCGAUCAGUCAAUUCUCCUCUGUUUCUUCGUCUCCUUCUUUGCGUUUCAAAUCGCCGCCAAGAAUCAGAAGGAAGCUCUUGACGCUCUCUACAAGGCCAAGUUUUUCACCAACUCAAUCGCCGCCGAUUCAUCCGAUUUUUUCGUCCGAAACCACGUUCCAGAUCAAAACACCGAUGUUUUGCCGACGGUUGAGAUUUACGAUCAGACCGGACUGAAGCAGCAGGACAAAAUCGAACGGCUGCCGGGACAGCCGCCUAGGGUUGAGUUAUCGCAGUACGGCGGCUAUGUGACAGUCAACAAAUCCGCCGGCCGAGCUUUUUAUUACUACUUCGUUGAAUCUCCUGAAAACAAGGCCUCGUUGCCGCUUCUUCUCUGGCUCAAUGGAGGGCCUGGGUGUUCGUCUCUUGGUUAUGGAGCCAUGGGUGAACUCGGUCCAUUCCGAGCUGGUAGCGACGGGAAAACCCUCUUUCAAAACGACUUCUCAUGGAUUCAUGUGGCAAAUGUGUUGUUUUUGGAAUCUCCGGCCGGAGUGGGAUUCUCGUACUCCAAUACUACAUCGGAUUACAAAAACAAUGGAGAUAAGAAUACGGCAAAAGACAACUAUGCAUUUUUGGUGAAUUGGUUGGAGAGGUUCCCAGAGUAUAAAGAUCGAGAUUUCUAUAUUUCUGGUGAGAGUUACGCUGGUCACUACGUUCCUCAGCUCGCUCAUGUUGUUUUCUCACACAAUAAGAAGGCUGGAAAGACGAUCGUCAAUCUCAAGGGUAUUAUUAUUGGAAAUGCCGUGCUCAAUGAUGAGACAGAUCAAAUUGGAACGUACGAUUUCUUCGCAUCCCAUGCACUAAUUGCCGACAGAACUGCAAACGACAUAAAGAAGUAUUGUGACUUCUCGCCAAACUUGACCGUACAGAGCCCGCAGUGCUUAGCGGCGUCGAAAAUAGCAUACUCUAACAUACAAGUGAUCGACAUGUACAACAUCUACUAUCCACUAUGUUUGAAUAGUAACCUAACACAUUGGCCAAGGAAAGCGUCAGUGAUGAACUACGAUCCUUGUACUGAUGACUACACAUAUGCGUACUUGAACCAGGCAGAGGUUCAAAGGGCGAUGCAUGCCAACGUGACAAAGCUUGCACACGAUUGGGAUCUUUGUAACGAUGUCCUCAAGGACUGGACCGAUAGUGCUUCCACUAUUAUUCCUCUAUUGCGCGAGUUCAUGGACAAUGGAUUACGAGUCUGGGUUUUUAGUGGUGACACCGAUGGAAAUGUACCUAUUACUUCCACCAAAGACUCUAUCGCCACGAUGAAGCUUUCGGUCAAGAAACCUUGGUACCCCUGGUUCGUUCAUCAUGAGGUCGGAGGGUAUGCAGAAGUGUAUGAAGGGGAGUUGACGUUGGCGACCGUGAGAGGGGCAGGUCAUGAAGUGCCAAGCUUCCAACCAAGAAGAGCCCUUGCACUUAUCACACACUUCCUUGAAGGGACUUCUCUCCCGCCCUCUUCUCCUUCGUCUCAUUCUUCAUAA